This is a messenger RNA of Branchiostoma floridae (Florida lancelet), 435 nucleotides long. RefSeq names its product peptidase M20 domain-containing protein 2-like. NCBI's taxonomy places the organism in Eukaryota, Metazoa, Chordata, Leptocardii, Amphioxiformes, Branchiostomatidae. The transcript is spliced from 3 exons. Gene Ontology annotation, molecular function: dipeptidase activity. The coding region runs from base 1 to 435 and encodes 144 amino acids. The record is from RefSeq and is a predicted model, not a curated record.
AUGCUAUCUACAUCAGAGCCCAUCAACCUUCCCUCAACCAAGACGGGGACCGAUACCGACUGUCAAUACAACUUCAAGACAGAUGCCUCCAACCUGAUACAGAACUACACGCUGGCCAGUUUGUACGAGAGGAACGCAGAGGCCCUCGGGGUGACGAACUGUCCGGACAAGUCCGUAACGGGCGCCAUUUCCGGCUCGACGGACAUGGGAAACGUCACGCAUGUUGUACCCGGUAUCCACCCGAUGUUCGCUCUACCGACAGAUGCUUCCAUUCACUCACGCCACUUUACUGAGGAAGCUGGUAAGCGAGAGGCCCAGCCCUACGCCCUGAACCAGGCUAAGGCCCUGGCCAUGACGGCCAUCGAUGUCAUCUGUCAAUCACAGCUGAUGGACACCAUCAGGGAGGAGUUUAAACAAGACUUGGUCAAUGAUUAG